Trematosphaeria pertusa is the source of this 1514-nucleotide messenger RNA. RefSeq lists its product as uncharacterized. The transcript has a single exon. Bases 204 to 1340 code for a protein of 378 amino acids. Gene Ontology annotation, molecular function: carbon-sulfur lyase activity. The record is from RefSeq and is a predicted model, not a curated record. Lineage: Eukaryota; Fungi; Ascomycota; Dothideomycetes; Pleosporales; Trematosphaeriaceae.
AUACAGGUUGAAUAGCUUCGCAAUGCCUGGUGACGUGUACGCAACGAGUGUGAGGUCAUUUGGCUCCUGUUCGUAUCUCGCGAUCAAUACUCCUUCAACGUCAGAUAAUGCGGGGUAGCUUCGCGACUCCUACCAUAAGUAGGCAUACAUGCAUCCGCUAUCCUCCCCUCCCUUUCCAUCCAUUCCAUCCUUAGCCAGCAUACAUGUCAGACCUCAGAGAGCUCGCUGUGUCCUGCAUGUGCGGUGCGGCAACACACACCUUCAACGUCCCCACCACUUCCCUCCCCCUCCCCACACACCUCUGUAGCUGUAACAUCUCACGUCGGAUAUCCGGCUCCCUACUCACGAGCUACGUGAACAUCACUCACGGCUCGAAUCCACCGAAGCCCGAUGUGACUGCGCUGACGCGCUACAAGAGCUCGGACGUUCUGACGCGGUACUUCUGCUCGACAUGUGGCACGCAGAUGUACCUUGAGUACAACCACGACGGCCAUUUUGAGGCUGCAACGGGUGCGUUACAUGUCGACUCUACGGACGACAUAGUCGACUAUAGAGCGCAUAUCUGGAUCGCGGACACGCCUGAUGGAGGCGCAAGUCAGUUCAUCACGCACAUCAACGGGAAGGAACCGAAGCGAUACCUGCAAGAGCCCGGACAAAGCGAACUGGUACCUCUCGAAUGGCAUGCCCCACCUUCUACCACAAAAGUCGACAAACAAGAAAGAAUCUAUGCGCACUGCCACUGCAAAGGCGUGGAAUUCUACAUCAGCCCUCCAAACGAAGCCUCCAAAAGUGCCGAAUCGCCCUACGCGGACCUCCUCGUUCCCUACCGCACCGGCUCCUCUGCAAACCCAAACAAUCAUCCAUGGUGGCUACCGGGCCACGGCCGCUUCCUCGCCGGGACUUGUGCAUGCGACUCCUGUCGACGCUCCUCUGGCUUCGACAUCACAUUCUGGGCCUUCAUACCUGCCACUAACGUGACCCUCGACGCCGCCGGUACCCAAGCAUUCAAGCGGAAUCCGUAUUGGGGCACCAUGAAGACGUACCGCAGCUCGCACAAUGUCACGAGAACCUUCUGCGGGACAUGUGGUGCCAACAUCUUCUGGGAUGGCGACGAGAGACCUAGUUUAGUCGAUAUUGCCGUGGGACUACUGGAUGCGGAGAGGGGAGCAAGAGCGGAAGAGUUGCUGGCUUGGUGGCCGCAUCGUGUGAGCUUUGAUGAGGACGCGUUGAACAAGGGAUUGAUUGGAGGUCUCCGGAAGGGUAUUCUAGAUUGGGGCGAGAGGAAUAAGGACGCUGAAUAUGUUGCAAAGGGCAUUGGAGGUGCGUUCCCGACGUCGUAGAUGUGGCACCCUUGAGGUUGGGCUCGCAAUGUUACUGCGCUUGAUGGAAGGAUCCUAUAGGCCGAUGAUCGCACAGUUCCAGCCAUAUAGUCUGAAGCGACAUCGAGUUCGCCACAAGCACAGUCCUUUUGCCGCCUCUGUGGAGCGCCAAUGGAUCUCCCGGUGAAUCCGCUA